AUGAGCUGUUCCAUAUGCUCACGUGUCCCUCAUUCCCGCCUUUCUUUCCACUGUCCGACAUGUGCCCGCAAUGAGCUAUAUCAACUACGAAUCGACAGCACCCAAGUUCUUCUAGAGAAAGAAGUCCUUGGAAAGCAAAUUGAGGUCGCUGUUACCUGUGAUAGCUCCUGUGAUUUGUCUUCCCCGCACGAACAAGACCUGCUCGAUACGGAUAAACCUUGCUCUCCCCGCUGGGUCCUCCAAACGAUAAGCACUCGACAUGCAGUGUCUUUGGCAAAGAGAGAAUUGGUUUCACACCAGCUUGAGGCUUUGAAAUCAGAGGUAGAAGCCAAGAAAGCCGAGAUUGCCAAACGAAAAGAAGCCUUAGCACGCAGACGCUCUGAUGCCGAAUCUGCCAAAUUUCAACUUGAAGAGCGGGAAGCUGGAAUUCUGGCGGGCGUUCAAAAUACCAGCAAACGGGUGGAACACGUUUGGCAUUCCCUCCAUAGCAAGACGGCAGAGUCACGUAUCUAUCUUUGUCGAGAAGUCGCCAAUCUCUAUGGCCUGCGGAAGGUUACGAAAAAGAACCAAAAUCGGGAGACAUAUAUGCUUGGAAGUGGUCUUAUCGUUGAUUUGAGGGAUAUGAAUGGCAAGUUUUCACCGUCGCUUCCAAACAGUAUACCACAAGAACAGAUAUCCUCCUCUUUUUCUAACAUCGCUCAUCUUCUGGUCAUUGUGUCGCACUAUCUCUCCUUGAGACUUCCCGCCGAAAUUACAUUGCCUCACAAAAACUAUCCCGUGCCUACAAUCUACAAUCCCUCGGCAUCAUAUCGUUCGCGCGACGGUCAAGACGGAGCUGAUCACCAGUCUUCGUCAAGUCCAGCCGCAUCAAGGACAGUGGACUCGCGCACCCAUACACCACACCCGCGGCCUCUCUUCAUUGAUAAGCCUCUAGCCCGACUAGCGAAGGAGGACCCCGCAACAUACGCCUUCUUUCUUGAAGGAGCCACUCUCUUGGCGUGGAAUGUUGCAUGGUUAUGUCGAACCCAAGGGAUAAACCUCUCAUCGGACUCUUGGGAGGAAGUCUGCGAUAUUGGAAAGAGCUUAUGGCAACUGCUGGUUGCUCCGCCAGCCCAUCCUUCAACUCUAAUGCGAGCUUUUGCCGGCCGAGACACACAGACACAGAUGAAAUCUGCCAAAGAUUCACCCAAAACAACAAUUCAGCGGACCACUUCUUUUCCAAUGUUGGGUCACUAUUCUCAUGGCACGGCACAUUCGUUCUUGGGGGCAUCGGAAGGAGUUGAAUUCAUGCGAAUAUGGAAACUCCCAACUCCAACCAAGAUUGUGGAUAAAUUGAAGUCCAAUCUUCAAGGGGAAAUGGCCAGUGCGGAGUGGGAAUUGCUAGAAGAAAAAGAAUGGGAUGAUGCGGUCAUGGAUUCACCUGAGCCAUCUGUUCCGCAAACCCCCAAGGGCAUUGUCUCGGGCUCUCAAUCCUCGAGGGUAGAAACGGACACAGACAGCAGAGCUACAAGUUCAAAAACACGUUCUGGGAGGACUCAAGGCGAUGCUUCCCGACCUAAAGGUACUAAAGGUUGGACUAAGGUGGGCAACAGGUAG
This is a messenger RNA of Penicillium robsamsonii, 1596 nucleotides long. RefSeq names its product Atg14 domain-containing protein. The transcript has 2 exons. Gene Ontology annotation, molecular function: SNARE binding. Bases 1 to 1596 code for a protein of 531 amino acids. The record is from RefSeq and is a predicted model, not a curated record. Gene Ontology annotation, cellular component: lytic vacuole; endosome. Lineage: Eukaryota; Fungi; Ascomycota; Eurotiomycetes; Eurotiales; Aspergillaceae. Gene Ontology annotation, biological process: SNARE complex assembly.